Cavia porcellus (domestic guinea pig) is the source of this 34934-nucleotide messenger RNA. RefSeq names its product N-acetylated alpha-linked acidic dipeptidase like 2 (gene Naaladl2). The record is from RefSeq and is a predicted model, not a curated record. NCBI's taxonomy places the organism in Eukaryota, Metazoa, Chordata, Mammalia, Rodentia, Caviidae. The transcript has 18 exons. The coding region runs from base 25989 to 28361 and encodes 790 amino acids.
UCCCCGCCAGGCCCCGACGCCGGGGCGGAGGCCCGGGCUGCGCUGGGGGCGAGGGCUCGCCCGCCCCUCCGCUUUACGGCUGCUGAAAACCGGCGCGGCCCGCUCGGCCGCCGUACCGCAGACGCGCCGCGCCGCUCAGAUCACCCAGUGGACGUUGGAAAUAGCUUUCGAUGGUAGGAGGUCUUUUUUCAUGUGAUCCCAGGAAAUGAGCUUUGACUUAGGCACCUGGAGGAAGAGGCCCGGGUUCACGCUGUAAGCCUCCUGUAACCUGCAAAGACCUUCCAGUUGCGCCAGGAUCAUUCAAUUGAAUUGAUGGGCAUCGAGAUUGCUUCCAAGAUCUGGCUGUUACAAAUUGUGCUUCUGUAAACACGGGUGCACAUAUAUCACUAUGAUAUGAAGCUUUCAAUUCUUCUGGGAAUAUGCCUAGAAGUGGACUAGCUGGGUCAAAUGGGACUCCCAAUCCCAGCUUUCUGAGGAACCUUCUAACUGGCUUCGAUAGUGAUUGCACCAGUCUACAUUCCCACCAACAGAAUUCACCAGUGAACCCAUGAAGACCUGGGGUUUUCUUUAUUGAUGUUUGAGGGGUGGCAUCAGGUUGUUUGUUUGUGUGCAUUCUGUUUUCCUGAUGUGGGAGUUCACUGAAAUAAAUUUCUUUCUGAGGACUGCUUUCAUUGCAUCCCACAGAUUCUGGUAAGUUGUAUUUGUAUUUUCACUUAAUUUUAGAUAUUGUUUAAUUUCUUCUGUGACUCAUUGAUUUCUCAGUAGUAUAUUAUUAAUAUUCAUGUGUUUAUGGAGUUUUUUUGUCAUUAAGUUCUAGCUUCAUAGAACUGUGAUCAGAUUAUGCAUGGGUUAAUUUUUAUUCUUUAGCACUUACUUAAACACAUUCUAUCAGGUAGUAUAUGGUCUAUUUUAUUAAAUGUCCUAUUUGCAGCCUAGAAGAAGUAUAUUCUGAUGUUAAGUAGAACACUGUGUACCCAUCUAUGAAGUUCAUUUGUUCAUAUGUUUGAUUUAGUUCUAUGAUUUUUUUGUUGAUUUUCUGUCUAGUGUAUCUGUCUCUUUGUAUCAAUGGAGUGUAAGGUCUCAAGUUAUAACUGUGUUAUUGCUUAUUUGAAUUUUUAUUUCUAUUAAUACUUGUUGUAUAAGCUGGGUUCUCCCAUAUUUGGUGCAUUUAUAUUUAAAGUUUUUUUUAUCUCUCCCUCUUGAAUUUUUUCCUUAAUUAGCAUGUAGUGACUUUCUUUAUUUCUUUUGAUCAUUCUUGAUUUGAAACUCACAUUGUCUGCAAACAGAAUAGCUACCCCUGAAUUUUGGGUGGUUCCUGUUGUAUGAAGUGUUGUUUUCCAUCUUUUGACUUUCAGUCAGUGAGUUUCCUUUUGGGUUACAUGGGUUUCAUGUAUACAGCAUAUGGUUGGGUGUUGUUUCUUGAUCCAUUCUGCCAGGCUGUUUCUUUUAAUUGGUGAACUGAGGCCAUUUACAUUAAUGGUUAUAACUAACAUAUUUUGUCUUAUGUUUAUCAUGGUAUGUUUCUGCUGUUUGUUCUUUACCUUUCCCCCUUUGUUCAAUUGUUUGCAUUGCUUAGUGGUUUUUUUAUGUUGGUGUUCUUGAAGUCACAGUUAUUUUUAUGUCUAUCUAGAAUAUCUUUCCGUAUUCUUUGUAGAGUUGGUUUGGUGGCCAUGAAGUUCUUCAGCUCUUCUUUGACAUGGAAGUAUCUUAUUUCUCCAUCAUUUCUGAAGGACAGUUUUUUAGGGUACAUCAAUCUGAGUUGGAAGUUGUUUUCCUUUAGGAUUUGAAAUACUUCAUUCCAUGUUCUUCUUGACUUCAUUGUUUGUUUUGAGAAGUGUCCUGUGAUUUUGAUAUGCUUUCGUUUAAAGGUGAUCUGUCUCUUCUAACAGUUUUUAAUAUUCUGUUCUUAUGCUGUAUUUCUGAGGUGUUGAUUAUUAUAUAUGUGGGUGUAGACUUAGUUUUAUUAUGGCUAAUUUGAAUUUUGUAUGUUUCACUUAUCUGUAUAUCAGUUUCCUUUCCUAUAUUUGGGAAAUUUUUGGCUAUUACUUCUGUAAAUGGUUGUUUGACAUCAUUUAUAUUGUCACCUUUUUGAUUCACACAUAUCAAUCUUCUAUUGUUUUUCUUUGCAUCAUCUUGAAACUGUUGAAUUAUUUUUUGCUGGUCUCCUGUUAUUUUUAAAAGAUUUUUUCUUUUCCUGUUCAUUAGCUGCAAUCUUGUCUUUAAGGUCUGAAAAUCUAUCUUCACCUCACUGAGGCAGUUUUGCCAGUUUUUCAAGAAAGUUUUGAUUUCCUGGAUAUCUCUUUGAAUCUGUUUCAUACGCUCUCUUUCUUUCUUAUAUUGUUCAUUCAAGAUUUCCAUCAUUUUUCAGUAACCUACAAAGUUUUAAAGUAUAUCUUUUAUUGAUAUAUUUAGUAUUUCUUUUAUUACGCUUAUCAUUUCUUCUUUUACCUGGGAGGUUAUUUCUGAUCUCAGUUCCUCAACCACUUUAUGGAGUUGUUUCUUUACUUUAGUUGCUCUUGUUUCAGAAGUUUCGGGUAUAAAGCUUACACUUUCUUGUAUGUCCCUGUCUUGUAGGCUUGUUUGGGAUGGACUGGAGGUUGAGAUUGCAUUUUGCUCUUUCAUUUUGUGAUUUUCGUAUAUUCCCUUGGGAAGCCAAAUGAAUCCAAGGUCUCAGUUGACUCCUGGGUUGAGAAUAUGUCUGCAUAUUGCAGGGAGUUUCCUCAGGUGAGUGUGGAUCAUUACACAGACUUCUCCAGAUCCCCAGUGGCACUUGAAGGCACCUCGAGUUGGGGGAGUAUGCUGGGUGAAACUUCAAUAGACCCCAAGUGGCACUCCGAGCUCCCUGGAUGAUUGAGAUUGCUGGGUGGGACUCUACCAGGUUCUGAGUGGCAUAUCAAGGCUGAACAGCUAUAUUGAGUACCCUAUGCAGGCCUUCAGCUCAUGCCACAUGGCAUUCCAAAGCUCCACAGAUGCUUGGGGUUGCUAUAUCAGGUUCCAAGCAAGGUGCCAAUGUUGUACAGCUGGGUAGGAUUCUUUCUGCAGGCCUUUGGCUUGUGCCACUCAGAGCAGGUUGUUCCCUGGCCACUCAGGCCCCAAGGGACCUACCCAAAGGUCCUGGGCUGAAUGAGAAUGCUGGGCGGGCCCCUAAGAAGUUCUGAGCAAGGUUCCAAGGUUGCAGGGAUGGAUGAGGUUCAUUGUGCAAGCCUUCAGCUCAGACCACUGAGCAAGGUGGAACUCAGCCAUUUGGGGCCCUAGACAUUUACUUUUAUAAUCUCACUUUUCAAACAAAAUUCUUAUUUAAACCAGUAAAAGGAACUAAUAUAUCAAAGCAUAAUGUUAUAGUGGAUUAGAGCAUUGAGAAUCAUACAUUACACUAGUACACUACCAUAUACUUACCAAGUAUCAGAAAGCUUCUUUCUUCAACUGCUUCAGUAAUGCAAAUUCAUUGAAGCUCGGUUCUCAUGAAUUGCAUAGGAAUGACUUUCAAAAUAUUAUAACUACUACUACAAAACAAAGGUAGAUGUGCCAGGAGUAUGUGGGUAGUAAUUUUUUAAUAUAUGAAGGCAGAAAUUUAUUGGUCAAAAUCUGUUAAAUCAUCAGAUUAAUUGAACAUUCCUCAGCCAAAGCUUUUUCUUCUCAGGAAUGCACUACAAAAUGCAGCAUAUCUAAUUAUAAUACAUAAACACAUAUGUGUUUUUUUCAUUUUUAAGAGAAUUGUACAAAUUCUGUAAUUGUACUAUAAAAAUAUAGUAAUACAAUAAAUACUGAGUACAUCUGUGGUAGCUCAUAAGUGAAAAAAACUUGAAGAUUUUCCUUAAUUUGCCAACACUCCUAGAAACUUAUGCUAUUUAUACUGAUGAAAUGUGAAACAAAAAUAAAACUCGAACUUCUCUGAUAUAUCAUUAAUAAACAAGAAAUGGCAUCAACUAUGAGCAAGACAAAAUUAUUUCCCUAUUAUAUCUAUUGAAAAUAUUACCAAAUUAUUGUAUUAUGAUAAUUUAAAAGGCACUUAGAAACACAGCCAGAAAUAUGGGAGAAGAGUGCUACACAGGUAUGCUAGGUGGUUAAUUUAUUUAAAAAAAUAGCAUUAUAUUAUUUUUUCUGGAUUAUUUUUAUGUAUAUGGUAUGUCAAAUGUUUAAAAAGUUGACUUUUUGUUCUUUUUUUGUUUUGUUUUGGGUAUCUGGGAUUGAACUCACAGCCUUACAGUUAUCAAGCAGGCACUUAUGCUGUUGAGCUAAAACCCCGGCUCAAAGUUGACUUUUUCAUAUUCAUUUUCAUAACUAAGUCUGUACUCACAAUUUUGUAUUAUUUUUCAUAGAUGGUCAUUUUUCACAAGUUGCAUGUAUUUUUGGCAUUUAUACAACUGCACUCAUGACUCUCAGAUAUUUAAUAUCAGCAAUUAAGUCUUUUAUCUGAUCUUCCCUAAGUCAACAUCUCUAGUGCUUCCCAAUUUGAUAUUCUUUGUACAUUUUUCACUAAGGACUGUUAUAUGGCCCUUUUGAAUAUUAGCUAAGUCCUCACUCUCCUGAAAGGAUUGUGAAUGAGCAGCAUUAGGUAUUUUGGAGAGGAGAGAGCAUAGCUUAAUAAUAAGUGUAUAUUUGGUAUUAUAACUACAUUUGCAUCCAAUAAUUUUGGUUAUUAAUUAUAUUAGGUAACAUAUCCCUCUUUUUAGUUUGAGAUUCAGAUCCCUUAUCUAUAAAAAUAUAAAUGAUAAUACUUAGCCCAAGGAUGAGUACUAAUAUGAAAAAAUAUGUAAAUUACAUAGCUUAGUACUUGGAAUAUUGUAGAUGAUCUUGUAAUGUUUGCUAUUCUUUUUUCAGUGUUCAAUCAGAAAGAAACACAUGCUCUGUUCUGUAACUUUCCCAGAGACUGCAGACAGUUUGAUUAUAAUUUUUAAAAAUGUGAUGUUUCUCAUUUCACAAGUAGUGAAAAGCCUGGUUUCCCCCAGUGAGCUAUCAGACAGAUUGAGCAAAUGAACCAGUAGUCACUGAAAUCAAGCCCAGCUAGACCUGAAGGAGUUUCAGGCAAUUAUGCAAAGUUCUGCCUUCCCAGAGGACAUGGUAGUUGUCAGCUGACUUCGGAAGCUUAUGGUAGAACUUCUGGUGAUCCUGUGGGCUUUCUGUGUUCACUCUGGGCAUGCAGCCAACUAUCUGGAAGGAAAGUAAGAACAUGAGACAUUGUUUAGACAAAUUUAUUUGUUUAUAGGUUAAUUAACCAGUUUGAAAAUUAUCAGUAGCUUUACUUCUGACAGACUAUCUUUUUGUCACUACAUGCUUAACAAAUUAAGCAGAAUAAGAAUAGGAGAGAAGAGAACUUGUAAGGGUAAAUAGGUAUUUUUAGCAGAGUUGAAAGUUUUAAUGUAGGAAGCGAAUAAUUGUUGUUCAAAUGGGUUGUGAUCAUAAAGAUAACAUUAGUAGUAUGUUAUCUGUGAUCACAUUCCACAACUAGAGGUGUGAAAGUCAAGUAAAAUGUGGCCUAAUCUGGCAAAAAUAAGUAGAGAGAAAAAUUUAACUGUGAUAAAUAUGUGUACACAGACUGCAAAGAUAGCACCAUAUUAUAGACAGACCCAGAAUGCGGAAAAUGAAGACGGUAGUGAACCCAACUGCUUUUCCUAUGGAAAUAGGAAAUAGCAUUAAAGCUAUUCCAUUCUAGGCAUAUUUUGACUUGUGAAAAUACUAGUUCAUUUUUUCUGCUUUAACAAAGCUGGAAAUCUGGGAUUUUAUGGAAAAUCAUUUAUUCUAAAAAUUUCCAGAUAUUUUUAUGAAAAUGUUUUUAGACCAAAUAUAAAAGUAUGAGAUAGCUGAACUGACCCAUACGCAUGAGUAAUAUUAUUGUUGGAAGACCGCAAUCAGGCAUUGUGGUCUUAGGAAAGGGAAAAUGGCAGAGACAAGCAGAUGAGAGCAAGGAUCAGUGACUGAGCUGAAAUUUGAAAAAUAUGCGGUAUAUUGUGUGUGUGUGUGUGUGUGUGUGUGUGUGUGUGUGCAUAAUGUGUAGACCCAUCUUAGGUACAGGAAGUAAAUAUGAUAAGCAAGGCUAUAUAUGGAAAGGGUGACAUUUUCUUAGGAGCUUAAUGUAAAAUGCCAUUGUAGAAUACUUGGGGUUUGGGCAGUACAAUGGUGGUCAGGGUGUUUGAACAAUGUACAGUGUGGACUUUCUUGUUUUGUUAUCUUUUCUACAUGCAGUUCAGAUUUUGUGUCCUCUCCUAUCAAAAGGAAUUUAUAUUUUCCUUUGAGUAUGUGCAAUAGAAAUAUAGUAAUUUUUCACAAGUAAAUAAAAGAAAAACAAAAGAUGGGAAACAUUAACAGAAUUAUUCUGUCACUUUUAUUGAAUGAAAAUGUAUAACUAUACUUUGUGAAAAUACUCUCUAGUAAAGGUAUUAAUUGCUUUUAAAAGAUUAAAGAAGUUUAGGUAUAUAAGAUGCAGACUUUUGGAAGAACUUACUGAUAUCAAAAUAGAUAUAAUGUAAAAUCAAGUUUGUCUUUCCUCUCAAAUAUCUGGAUUCUCCCAUUUUUGUGUUUUGUGUUUAUAAAGAUAGGCAAAACACAACUUCUGUUUCUUAGAGAAAGCCAUUCCGUUUUCCUCUUGUGGAAUCCUAAUUAAAAUGUUCCAUUUGAAGGAUUUUUUGUCAACCAAAAUUCUUGUUAAGAAAGUGCUUUAUAUUCUUUGCUGGAGCAUAAGGCUGCAUAUUCCUUGAGGGCAAAUUUUCAAAAUGACCAGUGAACCCAAAUAUGUAACAACAUAUAUUAUUUCCAUAUCUUGAAAUGCAGAUUAUUUCACAAAUGUUUAAUACAUAAGAAUGUACUGGCCACAGAUUCUAUGCAUAUAAUUUUUAAAAACUUAAUACUUCUUAUAAUAAAUAUCCUCUUAAAAAUAUCUCUAUAUAAAUCAUACAAUGAAAGCAUACUCUUCUACUAGAUAUAUCAGCAAUUACAGGGUCUACAGAUUUAACUCAGUGGCAUAAGUUCCUGCCAGGGAAGUGCUAGGUCAAAAGUUAGAUCCCCAACACAAAAACAAAAAAACCCAAAAAACAAACAAAAAAAUCCAUUUUCACAUGCUCCUACCCUUUUUAAUUAUAAGGCAAUAAAAAUUAAUAUUCUUUGUAAAAUAUAUUCUUUUCACAAUAUCACUUUAGAGUUCUUUUGGAGUUUUGUUUUAUCUUUCAGUCUCCUAGGAAGCAAGUGAUUUCUUGAAGGAAACAUAAGUGACUUCUGAAAAAAAACAUUUCAAAUUUAAUUAUUUUCAAAAAUCUACUAAUUCUUAACCUUUUCUAAUGCCAAUUGGAUUGAGUCUUCUAUUUUUAAUACCUCCUAUUAUUCAUGGGAAUCAGGACUACAGGGGACUAAUAUUCAUACAAAUUUCAAUGGAUCAGUGUUUAUGUCAAAUUGAGUUUCAGAAACUAAUUUAUUGCUUUAUAAUGAUUAUAAUACUUUAUAAUUUUAUUUAAUAAUCUGUCAUUUCUAACAUCUGUUACAUUAAAAUUAUAGCAAUGGAAAAUUGUGUAUAUAAUUUAAAUUUUAUUAGAUAUAAAAUUAUUUCAUUUUUAAUAAUUUAUUGAAAGAAGACAUUCCAUCUGUAAAUGUGACAUGGUUGCCUUUGUUACCUGUAGAAUGUUACUGAUAAUUUAUUUCUUUUACAAAAUUUCUAGGGAGUAUUGCUUAAGUGCUAUAUUUAAUAUGAUAAAGCAAACUUCAAAAAUGUACAUAAUAGUCAUAAUAAAAAUCACAUUCCAAAUCUAUGAAAAGAUAUGACUGGUGAUGUUGUCAAUUAUAUUUUUGAGUUGUAUACAUCUACCAUCGGUAUCUCCAGUAGUUUUUGGGUCAUAUAUCAACAUUAUUGAUUUAUCUAACCAAGAAUGAAAAGGACAAGGUUAGUUUACUGUAUUUAUCAUCAUCUAAAACAGAACAGAUAAAUCAAUAAAUUAAGUCUGAGUUCAUUAAGUGAACCAUCUUGUGAUUAUUUUGCUAGAUAGUCUUUGAUUUCUGAAAUUGGAAUAGCUAUCAUUCAGUAAGACUACGAUCUAUCACUUAUGGGAUAAAAUGGAAGUUUUGUACCUUUAAAUAGGAAAGUUAAGGAUACUGGAAAUGAUUAUUUUUUAAGAUACACUUGUCAUUUUAAAAAUACAGUCUAUUAAUAAUGCUAAAUUUUGAAUAGAUUAUAUUUUGAAUAUUUAAGGAAAUAUAAAAUGUUAAAUCUGUUUAAGUAAUUUGCUGUUCUUGUUUUACUGUGUUUAACUAAUUUUUGAAUCAGCCACGCUGCCUUUUUUCAGUUCCAGAAAAGGGUUAAUUUUCUUUUUUCAGUUUUAGACUCUCUUUCCAUGUUCUCUGAAAGCUGAAGUUGUGUAGCUGGAUUUAUGUAAGAAAGCAGAAGCAAUAGAGUCUAUAUACAGAUAUUUGAAAGAAGAUAUUUAUUUGUUUUUUUCCUUUUGAGCCAAGGUCUCACUGUGCAGUUUAGGCUGGCCUUGAGCUCACUUCGUGGCCCAGGCAGUCUUGAACUUGCAACUAUCUCCUGCCUCGGUGUCCCGAGUGCUGGGAUUACAGGCAUGUGCCACCACACCUAGUUUGUAAGAGGAUAUUUAUUGUGAGAAUUAACUAUGUUGUUAUGGAUGUUGAGAAGUAGGCGAGACUCUGAAGACUCAGUGAUUCAAUUUAGUCUGAAUCUGAAGGCCUGAAAACCCAGGAAAUCAAGGGUACUACCUAACCUGAAGCCUAAGACUUAAUAAUGGUAGGGUUAAAGCAGGGACAGGUUUAAGGUCUGAAAGACAAAGGACAGGAAGCUCCCGUGUCCACUGUCAGGCUAUUUCAGUUACAGGAGUGAAAAUUUGCCAUUUAUCCUUCCUGUUGUUCUAUCUAGAACAUCAGUGGUUUGUAUGAUUCCAGACCACAUUACCAAGGGUGGAUUUCCUGACUCAGUCUACUGAUUUAAAUGCUUCAGCAUACCAUUACAUAUUCACCCAGAAAUACUAUUCUGGCAGCUUCUGGGCAUCCCUUAGCCAAGUGAAACCAACAUCUAAGAUUAAUCAUCACACCCAGUAUCCCCUCCCUGACCAAAGACAUUUCUAUGACCAAUUCCUCAAUUUUUUUCUCUUCAUUUAAUUGUUGCUUCAUUAAACAUUUUAGACAGUGCUUUACACCACUGGACCUAACAACCUUAAUAAUCUUUCAUGCUCUUCCUGUACACGACCUUUAUACAAUGUAGUACUUAUGGAGUAGUUGCCUUUGUGCUCCUCUGUCUCUCUAAUCAUAAUAUAACCUCCAUGAGAACAGACUAUAUAUUUAUUCAGUCUGAAUAGCAGACUUUGUAUUAUGUGCCUAUCACAGGUAGCAGUAGAGAUAUCAGGAAUGAUUAAAAAUAUAACGACUUGAAAUUGUUUAAACAAUUAUUACAGUAAAAGACAUUUCGCUAUUACUCUCCAUCAAAAUACUCCCCUCACUUCUAACACUUUUAUCCCACUAUCUUUGCCACUUUCCAAAGCAGUUCUGGAAAUCCUCUUUCCUGAUUGACUUUGAGGUGUAAUUAAAAGUAAAGUAAAUGCUGCUGCCAAGUGUAACACAGGGGAAGGCAGGCUUGUAAAAACAUUAGGAUGCCAGUGGCGCUGCAACUGUUUGACUUGCUGCUCUUCCUCAAGUCAAAACGACAGUGAAAGCCAAGUGUUUGAAUUGAUUCAGGACUUCAAGGCAGCCACAACAGUACAAUUUUCACAACUGCUUCAGAAGGUGGCAAGAACAAUGGGAUAAAAUUACUUAAAUCAACAGGCAGUACAUUGAGAGGCAUUAAGGACAAUAUGUCUUUUACUGUAAGACUUAUUUUAAUGUUUAACCACACAUAUGUUUCAAUCACACCUCAUCAAUAGUUAUAGAUCACUUAGUGCUGGAGUGACUAGUUUGGAACCUAGGCACGUCAUUUAUAAGCCUUCUUACAAGGUUCUUAUUCUAUUUGUGUUUGAUGUGUAAAAGACACAUAAUAAAACAAGGAUUCUGUAAACUAAUGAAUGCUAAUUAUAUGGCAUAUUAUAAGGCCUCAUUAAAUGUCAGCACAAUAGAUAUCACAGAAUCUAAUACUUAACAAGUAAUGAAUAAAUAUUUGGUAAAUAUAUGAAUGAAUACAGGAAUGAAAGGCACAAUACAAUUUUUAUGUCAGUAAAACUGAAGUUUGAAUACCAAUUUAUCACUUAAAACCUGAAUUAUUUAACUUUUUGACUCUUAGCUUCUCAUUGUAUAAAAUAGUGUAGACUUUCUUGAUGUUUUUAUAAUAGUAAAAUGAAAUGUGAUUUAUAGCAUUUUUUAUAGUUUAUUUUUUAAGAAAUCAAAGAAAAAUGCCCCUAAUCUCAAGCUAGAAGCAAAAGUCCUAUGUAUUGUUCCCAUCUAGGACUAUUAUUUUCAAAUAUUUCUCUCUAGGGUAUCUAGUGAUAAUUAUCCUGAACAGUUCUAGUCAUUAAAACUGUUUGAUUUUAAGCUACAAACCAAUUCAAGCUAAUUUUAACCUAAAUUGAUGGCAACAUAAAUAGAGGCAUAUUUAUUAUAACAGGAGACUGAAAAAAUGUCAUUCAUGCUAAGUUCACAACUUUAUUUUCCAUUCCCUCUUUUAAUUAAUAGUUAAAUCUUCCUCCUUCCUGGUCGAAAACCCUAACAUUGGUCAUAAUUCUUCUUCUCCUUCCAACAGCAUAGUGUCAUGGUUUAUGUCAGUGCCUCCAAGCCUUAUAAUUAUGGAUUGGACCAACUCGGGCAUUUGUGAUUGGUUUGUUCUCUCACGCUCAAAUUGGUGAUGUGAGUGCUACAUUCCCUAGUGGUGGAGCCAGCAUAUGACGUAAAAGAGGGAAUAAAGUGUGUCGCUCUCCUGUUGGUACCUUGCUAUUUGCAGAGGCCAUGACUGGCAGCACUGCCAUCCCACACAGGCUUGGAGCCAAUUGAGUAUGGACUGAAACCGCUAAGAAUUGUAAGACAUAAACCUUUCCUUCCCUAAUUUUGGGUGCCAGGUAUUUUGUCUCAACAAGUAAAAAGAAACAAAGAAACACUAUUCCUAAAGUAACUUAAAGCCAUAAAUAUAAUUUAAAUCACUAAUUAGAGUGUGCUAGUAGAUUAGUUUUCUAUUAUAUAACACUGAUGCAAAACAAAAUUAUUUUCUUACAGUUGUGUGGAUGAAAAUUGCAACACAGUUUUCACUGAGUUAAAAUCCUGGCUGUCAGCAGAACUGAGUCCCAUCUGUAAGCCUGCAGAAGGAUCUACUUUCUUGUCCUUACAGGCUUCUCCAGUCUUCCCACAUUCAUGGGUGUACGGUCCCUUUCUUCAACUUCGUUUUCACAAAGCCUUACUCUGAUGCUUUCUUCUAUCUGUUCAUCUCCUACUUUAAGGACAGACAUGAUUAGAUUGGGCCCCUCGCGAUCAUUUGAUUAGUAAUUAUAUUAACAUGUACAACCUUAGUAUAUAACCUUCGUUUUGUUAUGUAAUGUCAUAAGAAGGAUGUCUUUAAGGGCCAUUGUACUGCCUGCCACAUCUUAUCUAAACAUUCAGACUGUCAAAUUUUUCUGUAAGUUUUAUACAGCACCGGCCAGAACCAUUCAUUUUUAUCUUCCAAAUUUCACAAAUGUACUUUAUAUUCCAGAGCUUUUUACUUGAUCCAAAUUAAAUAUCACUCCCCACACCUAGGAUUCGAAGGUAUCAUUCUCACAAAAUUUUCAUUAAAAUGAGGGUUUACACUCAAGCACAAAAGUGACUCUCUAUUACAAAAGCUGCCAAUUGCUUCACCAAAAGUUCCCAUGCAUUCUCUGUGAUCAAUAUUAAUAUAAUAAGUCAGACUAAGAAGUUUGAGAAUAAUCAACAGCUAUUCAUACUCUUUUCCUUAUGAAUUUAAUUGAUGUAGCAUCAAAAAGGACUUCUUAGAACCGUAAUUCAGCAGGAAUUUUCUAUGUGUUCUCAAACAUAAUAGUAUGAGUCUGUGUCAUGGAAUUAAGAUGCUAAGACUUUAGGAUAACUAACAUUAAUUUAUAAACACAGAUCAUCCAAACUAAUUCUAUCUUCCUAUUUCGUUUCUUGUCUAUGAUUUCUGAUAAAUCAGCCUCAUUUCUCUUUUUUCCAUGAAUAGCUGUAAUAUAGUUCAACAAUGAACUUUAUUACAUAGGACCAAAGGUGCCACCCUUUUGCAUUUGUGGAUAAGGGAGGAUCAUUAUAAUUUGAGAUAAUGGUUCACAAAGUAGGUAUGACUCUUAUUUAUAAAACUUUUUAAUAACAUAAACAAAGCAGCCAUUGUAGUGGCCAAAUUUUUGGAAGCCUAUUGUGAUCAAGUCCUGUAUUAACAUAUUGAGCUCUCAAUUCAACUGUACAAAGAUGUUCCCCCCUCCCAGGUAUUAUCUCUUUUUUAAAGAAGAAAUGAGGGGCCGGGGAUAUAGCUCAGUGGUGUAAGCACCUGCCUGGCAAGCGUAAGGUUGUGAGUUUGAUCUCCAGUACCAAAAAAACCAAAAACAAACAAACAAAAAAAAAGAGUCAGAGACAUGAACUAAUUUGCCGAAAGACACACUCUGGAAGGAGUAAUGGGCCAAAAUUUGCAUACCUGUUUCUCUAGCAUCAAAGUUCAUUAAAAUUUUUAUUAGAAUAAUAAUCACUAUAUAUAUAUUUUACAAGUUUGUUUCAAAGUGUUUGUACACUAUUAAAUUUCUUUUCACUCCUAUGUCUAUGACUAUAUCUGCAUAUAUACCUCUCUUUUCUGUUACACCUACAUCCAUACCCUUCCCCUUCACUCACUGUCUCGGCAGAACUCGUGUUUAAACAUUACCACUGACUUCUGACAAUGGACUCAUUUGAUAUACAAGUUUAGCUUUUACUGUCUGUAUAUUUAAAUGAUCAUAGCUUAUCUGUACCACAAGAAGAUAAUUUUUAUUUAUUUUAUAAGAAAGAGAAAUGUCAUUCUUAUUCUGCUAGGUCUCUGGAGAGUGUCAGCUGUUCCUUAGGUGGUUUCUUUUGUGUUACUUCUGCAGCUCAGUCACAUUUGUCCUACUGUUUUCCUAUUCUAAUAAGAAUCCAGCAAAUCAACAUGGUACCCAAGAAUCUUGUAAUAUUCAUUGUAAUAGGAUGAGUUUAUAAAACACAAGCUGUGAAGUAUCUGCUGAGUGACAUUUAUACUUUUGUAUUGACUCCCAUAAAUAGAGCAUCUAAGUUUUCAGGGUUUUUCAGUGUACCGAAAUUGUUUUCUCCUAGGUCCCUUUUAUGCAAUUCUUUUUAAAAUUUAUAAGCUUUCUUUUCUUAUUAACUUAUCAAGUAUUUAUAUCAACAACAUUUUUGUAUGUAUUUUGUAUACAUUAGCUUAUUUACUAAGAUUGGAAAAGCUCAAAUUUCUUUUAAAAACUAGACACAUAAAUUAUAAAUACAUUAUAUGAAGAGCAUCUUAGAUAUUUAAAAAAAAAACAGUUAAGGACAUCUUACCUCUUCUUCUCCUAACGAUAUAAAGGACAAUGAAGAAUCAUAAAUAAGAUUAAAUUUUCUUCUAAUGGUAAAUAAGUGGUUUCUAUUUUAUUAGGAAAGCAAUAUAUAAUUAGUUUAUAAUAUCAGAAAUCAUAAAGAGAACAAAGAAAAUUUAGAUAUUUAUCAAUAGUCCUAAAAUGUGGAGAUAAAUGAAUGCACAACUGUUUUAACAUGUAUGUUAUAUAUUGACAAAUAUCUCACACCAGUGUAUUGAGCACAUUUCUAAGAUGAUUCUAUAUUAUUUUUACCAGAUUAUUCUACUUUACUUUUAUAGUAAUUUAAAUAACCUCUACUACAAACAUAAUUUAUUUUUUAUUGUUCAUUGCAUUUCUUAAAAAUUGAAGGUUUGCAGCAUUCUUAUAUCAAACUGUAUUGAUGCCUUUUUUCCAACAUUGUGUGUUCAUUUUAUCUCUCUCUUUGCAACAUUUUGCUAAUUCUCACAAUAUUUCAGUCUUCUUGAUGAUUGUUAUAUCUGUUAUAGUGAUUUAAAAUCAAUGAUCUUUGAUAUCAUUAUUGUAAUUGUUUAGGGGAAUUAUGAACUAUGAAUUAUGUAAGACAGCAAAAACUAAUUUUAUGUGUCCUCAUUGCUCAAAUGACCAUUCCACACUCAGUCUUUCUCUUUCUCGUCUCAAAUUUCUCUGUUCCCUAAGAUAACAAUUUGAAAUCAGGCUAAGUAAUGAAUUUAUAAUGGCACAUCAAAGAUAGUAAAAACAAGCCCUGGUAUGACAGUUACCUAAAUUGUGAAGUCAAAGGAAAAGUUUUAGAAAUAAUUUAAAUCCAGCAAAUAUAUGUAUGAUGAGAAAGCAUAUUGCUCUCAUGAAGAAAGAUUUAGUGGCCUGGAUAGAAAAUCAGAUCAGUGCUAAUAUUCCCUUAAUCCAAAGCCUAAUCCACGGCAAGGCCCUUAACUCUAUUUGAUUCUGUGAAGGCAGAGAGAGAAGAGAAAGAUACAGAGGGAAUGUUAAAAGUUCCAGACAUAGCCAGGAAUUGUCAGGUUUAGGAAGGACACUGUCUUCCAUAACAUAGUGUAACAUACAAGUGGAAGGGGAAGUAGCAAGUGCUGACAUGGAAGCAAAAAUAAAUGGUUCUGAAGAUCUGACCAAGGUACUGGACAGUGAUAAUAACCGAUUUUCAGGAUAGAUAAAACAGCCUAAAGUUGGAAGAAAAUGCCAUGUAUGGCUUUCAUUGCUAGAGAGAAGGCAACACUUAAUUAAAAAACUUUGAAAGAGGCUGACUCUGUUUGAGGCCAGUCCAGCUGGUGAUUUGACGUUGAACCUGAAUCUAACUCACCAUCACAAAAAUGCUAGGCCAUAAAGAUUACAUUAAAUAUUAUCUGUAUGUGCUCCACAAGUAAAACAACAAAGCCUGGAUCACAGAAAAUAUGUUUGCAACAUGGUUUAAUGAGUGUUUUAAAUUGUCUGUUGAGACCUAUGGUUCAGGGGAAAAUGUUGGUUUUCAAGAUAUUGUUCCUCUUUGACAAUGGUCCUGGUCACUCAUCUGCUCUCACGGGAUGUGAUGAGAUUCAGAUUAUCUUCAUGUACACUGAAAUUCUCAAGCCCAUCGCUCAAGGAAUAAGCCACAAUCAAGUCAAGACUUUGAAAUCAAGAAAUACAUUUUUUAAAUUGAUGCGCUUCAGAGAAUAGUAAUUCUUCUAAUGGAUAUGGGCGAAGUAUUUUUGUAUUUAUUCAUUCUGCAAUACAUGUAUACUUCAAAACAUCAUGUUGUAUGUGCUAACUGUAUAUGAUACUGUCAAUUUAAAAACAAAUUUCUAAAAUUGCAAAAAUAAAGAAAUGAGAGAUUUUGGUUCAGAUUCUAUAAAUAUUUAAAAUUAUUAAUAUAUUUAUAUAAAAUUUGCUCAACAACUCAGAUGAACACAUUCUGAACACAUUCUUUGAUGGACACACAGUAUCAAAACUGACUAAGAAAGAAAAAAGAGAAUUGCAGUAUCCUUGUUAGAGUAAAGAAAAAUGAGUUUUUAUUGUUCCACAAAAGAAAUUCUAGGCCUCAUGUUUUCAACGACAAAUUCUAUGAAACAUUUAAGGAAGAAAUUUACCAAUACUACACAAAUUGGUCCAGAAAAUAAAGAAAGAUGGAGGACUUGCCCAUUAAUAUUAUAAACGUCCGUACCAAAGGUAGACAAAUAAAAGGCUAACAGGAAAGAAAAUUAUCGCCUAGUAUUCUCAGAUACAUGAAUACACACACACCUAAUAUUAGCAAGUAUAUCCAGUAAUAUACAAAAAGAAAAGAGUACUGCAUAUUGAACAGUAGGAUAUAUUUAACAAAAGAUUCACUUAACUUUUAAGUUAAUCCAUGAAAUGUAUUCUUUUCAGAAAAUAAAGAUUAAAAUAUGUAAUCAUAUCAACUGAAAAUGAAAAAAAAUUGUUAAAAUUUAGUACCCAUUUGUCAUAUGAAUACACACUAAAAUAGGAGCCCAUUAGUUCUUCAUUCAGAAAAAUGGGGAUCUAUGAAAAAUCUGUAAUAAAUGUCAUCCUUCUGUUAAAUACUAAACGUUUUCUCUGUAUGACUGAAGUAAAGACAAAAAUGUCUCCUCUCUCAACUUCUGUUCAGUACUGUACUGAAUAUCUUAGCCUUCCAAUAAAGCAAGCAAGAAAAAAAAAGGAGUAAAAGAAAUAGAAUUUAGAAAAAUCAGGUAAACUAUUCAGUUUUCAUGCUCAAAUGUGUGAAAAAACUUUAAUAAUUUCCAUAAAUCUAUUAGAAUUAAUAAAAAAACUUGGAAACAUACAAAUAUACAAGCCUGUUAUAUUUUUAAAAGUCAAUAAUAUUUAAUAUAUAAUGAAAUAAAAUUACCAAACAAAUUCUGAAACAAAUACCAUUUAUAGUAUCUUCAUAGUCAUAUGGUCUUUGGAAACAAAUUUAAGAAAAUAAAUUCAAGACUCAUGCAAAAAUCUUUAAAAUAUUGUAGAAUGAAAUAAAAGAUUAUAAGUAAAUGAAAGAUACACCAUGUUCAUAGAUUAGGAAACUUACAUUAUUUUUCCUAUUGUUAUUUUACUUAAAUUGAUCUUAACAUUCCAAUUCAGGAAGAGUUUUUUUUUAUUAUUCUUAAAUUGACAAGGGACCUUUUAAAUUUAAUAUAUUAUAAUUAUGGAGCUCUUAGAAUAAUGAAACCAUUAAAAAUUUUCAAAUUUGAAAAGUCAAGCUGAGCAUAGUUUUAUGUGUCUGUAGUUUCAGCUACUUAGAUGGCUGAGCCAAAAGUGUCUGGACGCUAGCAUCGACCACAUGCUAGGACACCCACCUCAGAAAACAAAAACAAAUCAAAAACACCUUAUACCCCCUUAGUUCAAGAACUGCUGUUAUUAUACUAGUAUAAUUAAGACCACAUUUUACUGGUAAAUAUAUAGAUUCAUGAAACAAAAUUUGUCUGUACAUGCAUGAUAAACAAUAUUCUUUUCCAAUCUUUUCAUUUCAAUAAGUGACAUUAUAGUAAUGGAAUAUUUAGAUAUUUGUAUUAAAAAGGAGGGUUUAGUCCUUACUACUUUAAGGAGAAAUAUCAAUUUUGCUGAGAAAAAUGUUUAUCUAUGCAAAAGCAUGGUCAAAAUUUGAGUCCUUAGUUUUUAAGCAUAUAAUAAAUUAACAACAUGGAGCAAAUUAUUUAAAAGAUAUAACUAUAAAAUUCUGCAGUAUAGGGAAAAUGCUUAUUAACUUAAAGACUUAGUAAUGAGUUUUGGAUUAUAAGAAACAGAUAAUGAAAAUGAAAACAUAUAGAUAACAUAAAAAGUGUGUUUCAGUUAACAGAGUAUAAAAAUCACUUAGAAAAUAAGGGGAUAUAUUUGCAAAUCAUGUACCUGAUAGUGGAUUAGUGCCCAUGAUAUAUACUGAACUACAACAAUAAAAUUCAAAGCUAUUUGAUUUAAAACAUAGGCAAAGAAGUGAACUUUAUUCAAAGAAGGCAUAUGAAUGAGAAACAAACAUAUAAAAAGAUCCUCAGCAUCACUAUCAGGGAUAUGUAAAACAAAACAAUUGUGAUAUAUACUCAUGCCAACAAAAUAACUUCUAACUGAAAAAAGACGUCAACAUAGUAAUGAAUAUGUAGGCAUAUUAGGACUCUUUUCUAAUUUUGAUGGGAGUGUAAAAUAGAACAGCCUCUAUGAAAAAUGAUGUUUGUUGGCUCAAAACAUUGAAAUACAUUUUCCAUAUGACCUAAAAAUUCAACUUCUGUGUAUAUACCUAAAAUACUUGAAAUCUUUAUAUAUCAUGUUCAGAGCUACAUUAUUCAUAACAGACAAAGGGUAGAAGGAACCCCAGUGUUUAUUUAAAAAAAAGAAAAGAAAAACUAGUUGAAUAAACAAGACAUGGUAUACAUACAAUGGAAUAAUAUUGAGUCUCAGUAAGAAAGAGGUUCUUGCACAUGCUGCAACAUGGAUAAAAUUUGAGGACAUUACACUAAGUACUAUAAUCCAAUUACAAAAACACAAAUACAGUUUCAACUGUAUGACCUACCUGUAUUAAUCACAUUCCUAGAGAAAAGUAAAAGGACCAUUGUUAUGGGCUUUAAGAAGUAGUGCAUUGUUAUUUGAAAUAUGUAACAUUUUAGUUUUGCAAGAUAAAAAUAUUCUGCAGAUUGGUUGCACAGGAAUAGGAUCAUACAUACUAUUGAAUCAUACACUUAAAAUAUAUUAAGAUGUGUCAAAAUAUAUAGAUUUACUUCAAUUAAAUAAAUCUUAAAUGUCAAAGUAAAUAUACUUUUAAGUAAGUCAGUCCUUAUUUCAUACACAAAAUUUUACUUGGAUAAAAGUUUAAAAUAUAAAACUUCUAGCAGAACACUGAGGGGAACAAUUGUUUUCAUCAUAUGUUUAGCAAAUAUUUAUUAGUUGCACAAACUAAAUGAUUUAUAAUUGCAUUUUAUGAAAUUACAGGCUGCUAUUCAAAAACAACAUUAAUGAGUUGAGUAGGCAUUCUACAUAUUUGGAUAAAAUUGCACAAUACCUGUAUCUGACAAUGGUUCUGUAUUCAGCUCUACAAAGAACUUAUAGUUUAUAUUUAAGAGGAAAAAUUCUUAAAGAAAUUAUUUGAAUGGAUAAUAAGCACUUGUAUAGAUGCUCAACCUCUGUAGGCAUCAGUAAAAAUGAAGAUUAAACCCAUAAUAAAAUGUUGCUAUAUAUCUCUUAGUGUGGUUAAAAUUGAAGAUUGAAAAUAUCAAUAGUUAAUAAGGAUAUGAAACAAAAGAUCUCUGAUUGCAGGUGGAAUUGUAAAAUUGAACAUGCAUGUUGAACAAGAGUUUGACAGUUUUUUAUAAUGUUAAACAUAUACUUAAGUAUGUGAUCCCAUAAUUCCACUCCUAGGUAUUUACCUGAAGGAAAUGUAAACAUCACAAAACCAACCAAACAAAAAUGCAUUUUUCAUCGAUAGUGUUCUAUUUAUUUUCUUAAUCUAUCCACAUAUUUAUAUGUGAAUAAUGCAAGUUACUUGAUUACAUUUUUGUAUGUGGGUAGAACAUACUCUGAUGAUAUCUAUACUUAUAUCAUCCUUCUUUAUCCUCCUUCCCCUUCCUCUACUCUCCCCCUCCUUAAUAGUCUGUCUUCUACUUUUGUAUUUUUUUAGCAUUCCUUUUUACAUGUUUCUUCAUAGCCUUUAUUAAUAAUAACUCAGAAUUUUUAUGAUGGUAUUAAAAUAUGUCCACAAGUUUUUUUGUAUUUCAUCUAGUAGGUGGAAUCUUUUCCCCUUUCUCAACUUUUAGUCUAGCCUGGACUUUAUUCUUAUGGAUAAAUGUUGUGUGAAUUUGAGAGUAGAUCUAAAAGGCAUUGCAGGUUUAUCUUUUCUUCUUUAAUAUUGAUUUCUGUAGAACUGCACUUUUUGUACCUCAAUAAAGAGGUACACAAAAGUAGGAUCUGAACUCCUAACAGCAGCCCUAGGAGAUCUCCAAACUUCAGCCAGUGUUGGAAGCAGAUCUUACAGUCCCAGUCAACUUUCCUAUAAGUACAAUCAGGACCAACAGCUUUAUUGCAAUAUGAGAAACUCAACCAGAAAUCUGCUAUUCUCAGAUUCCUGAUGAAAUGAUGUGAGAGAAAAUGAUACAUGUGCUGUGAUUCCACUUAUGUGACAUUUCACAAAUGAUCAAUACAUACUGAAAGAACGUUCACUGGGGCCAGAGUAAGGACAGAGGUAGGGAUGAAGUGCAAGAGGGCACAAGGUAAACUCUAAGAGUGAUAGAACUACUCUGUGUCCUUAAUGUUUAUAAAAGCUCAUACAAUACUCAUUAAAUGAGUGCAUUUUAUGUGUACAUUUUACCUCAGUAGACAAAAAAAUGACAUAGUUUUCAUUGUUGUGAACAGCAAUAAAUAUUUAUUAAACAUUGCUUACAUCUCUAUCAAUAAAUUUCUUUGGAUGACAUUUCUGAAUUUCAAUGUUAAGGUUGGCCACUUUAGUUCCUUCACAAUUUAAAUUCUAAAAUAGUUCUAGUAUAUUUCCUUAUUGAUGAGAAUUUAUUAUUAUAUUUAUGUAAUUUUGGGUGUUUCAUUGUAAAACUUAACACAAAUACUUGGAAGAAAUCCCUAGGCACAUGGUUAUUACAAAGCCAAGGGUGACCCCUUUAAAUAGUUCAAUGUUUAGUCAACUAGCAAAGAGCAGAAGAGACUGAACAGGGAGGAUUGGGUGCAAUAACUAGAAACUGAAUAACUCAUCUAUCUUUUAGAUUCUACAUUUGAAAAAUAUGUUAGAAAAAACCUCAAGACAAUGUAUGAGAGCAGGAAAGUCCAGAAUUUGCAAAAUGAGAAAAUUGCUCUUAGAGAGUAGAAUUCACUUUAAAUUCAACUUCAGGGAUUUAAAUUCCUAUCCAAAUUUCUUGAUGUAUUUUAUAUUUUCACCUUUGUUGAAACAUUGUUUUAUGUAAUUAAAGUCUACAAGAAUAAAUCAGUUAAUUUCUUCACAGCAUUGUGAGCUUUAAGGUAUUUUGACUACAGAGGAGUUUGAUUUGGAAGAAAAAAUGAGUUUUUUAAGUUUUUAGGAAAGAAAAAACAUUCACAGUUUCUCAGACUAUAAAACUGAUACAUGAGCAGAAGAGAAAAGCAGGAAUACUGGAAAUGUUUAAGUUAAUAAGCUCUCAUAGCUUUUAAAGUUUUAUUACAAAGAUUUUAAGAGAAAAGUAAUAUGUUAUGUUUUUCAUUAAACAAUUCACAACAUGCCUAAAAAUGUUUAUGAAUCUGGCAGCUAUAAAAGCAAUUCAAAAAUAUUCUGCAGGUAUGCUUCGAGAGUUGAAAGGUAUGACCAUGUUUGUUUUAUGUAAUUUUUAAAAUGUUAACAAACUAAAAGUUAAUUGAUACAUUAGGUUUUUAGGGAGCCUGAAAGGUUCUAUGAGUUGUGUGAAGGAUAUGAUGAACAUUUAAAGCAAACUUUAGUGAUAGCAGUUUUGUCUCUUAAUUUUGUGUUUAUUCAUUUUAAAAUUGCGUGCCUGUUGUGAGCUCUCUGUUGCUAAGGUCAUAGGAUACUACUUCACUUUUCACCAUCAUCUUGGCAUUUUCUUUCUUUCACGGGUACCCUCCCAUCUAUCUAUUGUUCUGAAAGCUCCAUCCAGAGAAGCUAUGUUUAUCUUUCUCUUUCUCUCCGUUUGUUCUUUUUUUUCUCUCUCAUUUUGUAAAUCUGGGCACUGUAGGAAAGACUGCAGUCAUUCACCUUAGAGAAAAAUGUGUUUUAACUACUAGCUGCUUGGGGCAGUGUUGGAGACUUAAUCUUUCAUCUACUUUUCUGUAACAAUGCCAGCUGGCAGGUAGUCAGCAGCAAAGUCAAAGUGAAGCUUUCAGAAAGAAAACAUUCUCAGUAGAAAGUAGUGGCCCAUUAUGAUGGUGAACAAAAGUAGUUCUCCUGGAAUCAUUUUCAAGGAAAGCAUGCUGUUCCACGUUUACUUUAUAAUAAAUAUGUAUAUGGCCUUAUAAAAAUAAAAUGAGAAGGAACAGAAAAGAAAAAAAGAAAUUUAAAAGUUAAAAUAUAAUGAAUGUGGCAAAAAAUAAAUUGAUUUUUCUAUAAUUACUAUAUUUGUUGAUAAUUACUUCUAGUCAAGUUUCAUUAAUUAAGCCCAAGCUUUCCAUGUUCUUUUUCAUAAGUGACACUUAAAGUAUCUGCUUUAUUUUGGACAAAUUCCUCUAUUAUUAGUACUUUAAAAUGUUAUAUAAGAGGAAUACACGUUUCUAAAAACAGUGAGAAACCCCAUUUCUUACCUCAACUCCGGCUUACGCAGUUCAUUUUGGCUUCCAAUGAAAAAACUAUUUUCCUUGACCAGGUAUUAAGUGUUUCCAUUUAGCUAGUGUUUGUCAGAUUUCUGUGUCACUGUUAGCAAAAUUGUUAGUUGUUUUUCUCUUUUGAGACUAUUAUUAAGAGGUUGAUGUCUAGAACAUAUUUCACCUUCAUCCUCAAUGAUUUAUGAUUUAUGAGUAUUUCUACCUGAAAAAUAUUAUCAAAGUUAUUUGCAAUCAUUUUGAAUCACAGAGAUUGUUCAUUUUAUUUCAGGAUGUUUGAGGAAAUACAUUUAUCUGUAAGCUAAUCAUGUCAUUUAUACAUUUCAUUGCACUUUUAAAAGUAACAUGGAAAAAUCAUCCUAUCAUUUGGUAUUCUUGUUAAACUUAGGGCUCAAGGGUUUUUUCUAUAGAUUUUUAUGCACCCUAAAAUUUGAUAAUUGAUAAAUUCAGUAUUCUGUGCUUGCACCAGGCUGUUUUGCAUGUGUGUAUAUUCCUUUCCUUCAAUGCUUCACUUAGUGUUCUUUUGACAGAAUUUUUCCAGAGUCUGUUGAACAAUUAAUUGUUUUAUGUAAUUACCCAGAUCUGUAUAUGUAUUUCUACCUGUAAAUUUUACUUUAUCUUGGUUCCACAAGAGUAUUAAAUAUACACUUAAAUGUCUUAACAUCUGCCCUCUUUUAACUUUUAACAAUCACUGUUCACAGUCUUUUAAAAAUAUUUUAAAGAGAAUAAAACCAAACAAAAUACAACAGGAUAAAUCCAAUCAAAACAAAGCAAAACAAUGAAAGUGAUACACAACUUCAAAGGAAGAUAAUAGGAAAUCAACAAUAGCUGACACAGUGGCUCUUUGGCAUCUUCGAAGUAGCCAUCCAUACCAUCAGAAAUAUUAAAAUCAAACCAAGCAAAACAGAAGGAAACCAAUCAAAACAAAACAGUGAAAGUGAUACAGGAUUUCAAAACAAGGUAAUGGGGGAUUAACAAUGGCUACCACCUUCCCUUUUUAGACAUUUCCUCCUCUUCUACUUUCACAAUAUCUUUUGUACAUUUUGUAUCCUAAUAAUUCCUUCAGAUUUUUAUACUUAGGGAGACAACAUGAUGUUCACCUAUGUGAGUCCAAAACAUUUCAUCCCAGAGAAUGACCACAAAUUGUAUCCAUUUAUCUAAAAGAGCCUUGUGAAUAUCCCUCUUUAUAGCCAAGUAGCUUUCCAUUGUAUAAAAAUGCCAAGUUUCUCUUAUCCAUUCUGUGGUUUUUGAGCAAUCUACCCGUGCUAUUUUCUGGUUCCUGGUCACAUGGAGCAUUGUUUUCUCUUCUUUGACUUUCAGUCUACAAAUUCCUUUUGAGUUAAUGUGUUUCUUGUAUACUAUAUAUUGAUGGAUCUUGUUCCUUGAUCCAUUCUGCCUGUGUUUCUUUUAAUCACUGAACUGAGGCCAUCCACAUUAACAAUUACAGCCAACAUACACUGGUUUAUAUCUACCUUACACUUUUCUUGCCUUUGGCUCCCUACUUUCUCCCUCUAUUUAAUGUCUGCCCCACUCUGUGAUCUCACUCUGCUGUUAUACCUGGAACCAGGACCAAAGUGAAUUACAGAGGGAGAACCUGUCUCAAAAGACAUGUAUAAAAUAAAAUAAAAUAAAAUAAUAAAGCUUUUACUUGCCACUAAUUAUUACUUAUCUUGUUAUAAUAUUCAAACUUAGAGUUACUUACUUUGUUAUUUUUAUUCUGAAUGCAAUUUAACGAAAAAAAAACUGAUAGAAAAUCAAUAAUUUAGUUAGUAAAAUACAAAAUAUACUUUUGUUGGGGCUGGCGAUUUAACUCAGUGGCAUAAGCACCUGCCUGCAAGCACGAGGUUGUGAGUUCGAUCCCUUGUCCCUCCCAAAUAUACAUAUAAUAUAAAAAUGAUUCUUUUCUACCAGUCAAUCUUAAAAUGGGUAACUAUGUGGGCCUUAAAUUUUGAUUACCUUUUUUGUAUUCAUAUGUAUAGAAAAGUAUAUAUGAAUAUGUACAUGUUAUAUCUCAGCUAUUUAGAAUUAUACUGUCAAGGGCUUAAAGACAUCAAAGUAUCCUUAACAGAGCAAUUAAAUGAGCUAUAAUGUUAAUGUAGGGUUAACAGUCACUAAUAAAAAUUGUGGUGAUGGCAUGUUAACAUUGUUGGGUAGGUUGUGAGACUAAUGAGAGUAUAUGAAUAUGGAAAUGGUAUGAAUGGUGGGUAUGAUUGAUGUGUUUUAGGAGUAUCACUCUAGAAUGAACUGUAUCUUGACACCCCAGUGUUAAGUGAAAUAAGCCAGAUCCAGAAGCAUAAAUGUUGCAUGGUUUUUCUUCUAUGAGAAAUACACAAUGUAAUAAUUUAAAGAUCAAAAUAAAAAACAAGUGUUAGGAAAUAGAGAGACAGAUCUUUUGCAAAUAAGAAAGGGAACAAAAGAUAGUGUGAGGGGGGAAAGCAGGGAGAUAUAAAAAAAGUUAAGAUAUGUUACAUUCGUAAUCAAUGCUUCUUAAUGAAUUAUUGUAAUCAUUAUGUACUGCAUUUUUUCUCAAAAAGUACAUUCACAAAUUUUGACACAAAUGAUUUAGAAUACAUAUAGAGGACUCAUUCAUUCUGAGCCUUUCAAGAUUCAGAAUAUUUUCUUGAUUUUUUAUAAUCAUGCGAGUUUCCUCCUCAGUAUUCUGUGAAGCAAAAACUUUCCAUCCUAUUUUUUUAAAGCUUCCUGAAAAACGUAAAGUGCCCAGGCUGAGACAGAGAGAGAGAGAGAGAGAGAGAGAGAGAGAGAGAGAGAGAGAGAGAGAGAGAGAGAGAGAAACAGAGAGACAGAGAUAGACAGAGACAGAGACAGAGACAGAGACAGAGAGACAGAGAAUGAUUUGCAUAAUACUUUAUUAACAUUGCAACUGGGUGUGGAUAACUGAAAGCACGUUUUUUUCUGUGCAGCUAUAAAAAUUCAUGCUGUUUCAGGUAUCUGUAACUUUUAAGAUUUUUUCUUUACUCAGCAAUAGGACUUUGGUAUCUUACUUUCAUUAUAAUGUCUCAUACCCUGUAAUUCAUAAUUAAGCUCAUUAAUCAUGUUUCCUUUAUUAUUGUUACUUAUUUUAGGUACCUGGGUCAGGUGUUUAAGUGUAUUUACAAGUUUGCCAUAGUGAACAAGGAUUGACAUAUACAUGUUGCUCUUCUUAGGGACAGUUGGAGUAUGAUGAUUAUAGUGUUUUAUUGGUAGUCAUUAAAUUUCAGAAACUUUUGGUAAAAAUGCAUGUAAUGGUUGUAUAUCUGUUGUAAGCAACUGUAGUAGGCGGAGGAGCGCUGUAUUCUGAAACACAUCACAAUCUGGAUUACAUAUUGCAGUAAUUUUGUGAUCUCACUCUUCUGUCACUUAAAAAAUGAUUAUUUAAAGACAGAACUACAGUUGAUGACUCAUCUCUGCCGCAGAUUAGUCUUUGAGGCAUAGCAGUUAAUCUAAUUUAGUAAUCACCAUGUUCCUAUUAAAACAACAAUGCAAAUAUCAGUGUUAUCUGUACACAAAUGAGGACCUUGAGGCAUUACAUGACUGAAUAAUCACUGUAAAGUUUUGUUACUAUGUAGCGUAAAUUACAUGAGAACAUAAUCAGUUACGUCAGUCCUCCAAUUUCACAUCUUUUCUCCUUAUCUGAGGAAGGACAGGCUAAUGAAGAGAAGAGGAAAGAGAAAAAGAGAAGAUAAAAAUGUCUCUUGUAUUUGUCAUUCAGUGUGAUUAGUGGUUUCACACAUUACUGUUUUUAUUCUUUGCACAACUUCGAAAUAGAUACCAUGACCUUUUAUAGAAUAUUAGAAAUGUAUUCUCAAAUAAGUUAUAUUCUGUGCUUACAGUCACACAAGUAUUACAGAUGCUUAAAAGCCUGUUUUCAUCAAGUGCCUCAGAUAGACUUCCAUUAUGUUCCUUGUUUCCUUAUUUUUUUAAAAUUUAAUUUACUUAAAUUUUAAUUUACUCUCCAAGAGAAGCAGAUUUUAGACACCAAAACAUGAAGCAACAAAACUGUGGCUCCGAAGCAUGAUAUGUUGUUAACAUUGACACUUUAGGGAAGCGUGUAAAUGUCUUUAUGGACUAACGUGAAAGCACGGAAUUAAACGCUUAUAUCAAAACUGAAACAAAGCCAUGUUUGUGAAGCACACAUUAACAGUAGCACAUUGGAUCAAAGGAUGUGAUCUCACUUCAUAGUAAAACAGGUCCUGCAAGAAGCCUAGGUAACUCAGGAAGCAGAAUGGUAAUUAUUCACUGAAGAAAACAGGGAGUAUACUGUUACAGUACUACAGUAGAAAGUCAGAAGGUCACAAAGCUUGCGGGGUAACUGACACAACUUGAAACUGCUUGGAACCCUUUUAAAGAAAUAAAAUGGGAGAGAAUGAAGCAAGUUCACCUAACACGUCUUUGCAAGGUAAAAAGAUGGCUUAUCAGAAGAUCAAUGCAGAUCAAAGAGCAUCAGGACACUCGCAAUAUUUAGACAAUGAUGACCUUCAAGCCACUGCCCUUGAUUUAGAGUGGGAUAUGGAGAAGGAACUAGAGGAACCUGGUUUUGACCAGUUCCAAAUUGAUAGUUCUGAGAAUCAAAACCUGGGCCACCCAGAGUCUGUGGACCUAAAUCUGGAUUCCAUUCAGCCAUCAACUUCACCUAAAGGAAGAUUCCAGCGACUACAAGAAGAAUCUGACUAUGUUUCCCAUUAUACAAGAUCUGCACCAAAGAGCAACCGCGGCAACAUUUGUCGCCUUUUAAAAAUGUUUUGCACAGCCACCAUUUUAUUUAUUCUUGGAAUUUUGAUAGGUUAUUAUGCACAUUCAAAUUGCCCUUUAGAUGCCACAUCUCCACCAACAGUUGAUCCUCACUUAUACCAAGAGAUUCUCAAGACAAUAGAAGCAGAAGAUAUUAAGAAGACUUUCAGAAAUUUGCUAGAGCUGUAUAGAAGUGAAGAUGAUAUGGAAAUUUCAACGAAGAUUAAGACUCAGUGGACCUUGCUGGGUCUAGAAGAUGUACAGUUUGUGAAUUACUCCGUGCUGCUAAAUGUGCCAGGCCCUGCGCCCAGCACCGUGACGCUGAGCAGCAGCGGCCAGUGUUUUCAUCCUAAUGGCCAGCCUUGCAGUGAGAGAGCCAGAACAGAAGGCAGCCAAGAUCUGCUCUACUCAUAUGCAGCCUAUUCUGCCAAAGGAACUCUCGAGGCUGAAGUCAUUGAUGUGAGUUAUGGAACUGCAGAUGAUUUAAAAAGGAUUAAAAAAAUGAAAAAUAUAACAAAUCACAUUGCACUCCUGAAAUUAGGAAAAUUACCACUACUUUAUAAGAUUUCCUUAUUGGAAAAGGCUGGAUUUGGAGGUGUUCUUCUAUAUAUUGAUCCGUGUGAUUUACCAAAGACUGUGAAUUCUAAUUAUGAUACCUUCAUGGUGACGUUGAAUCCAGGAGGAGACCCCUCUACGCCUGGUUACCCAAGCAUUGAUGGAAGCUUUAGACAAAGUCGACCAAACCUCACUUCUCUGUUAGUACAGCCCAUUUCUUCAUCUCUUGCUGCAAAACUUAUCUCUUCACCUAUAGCUGGAACCAAAAAUGGUAUCUGCACUCCUCUGGAACUUCCAUACAAUGAAAUAAGAAUUGUCAGCAUGAAAAUUCAGACAGUAACAAAAUUUCAAACAGUUACAAAUGUCAUUGGAUAUGUAAAAGGCUUGACAUCUCCAGACCGGUAUAUUAUAGUUGGCAGCCACCAUUAUGCUUCAUACAGUUACAAUGGGCAAGCAUGGGCCAGCAGUACAGCCAUAAUCACAGCUUUUAUCCGAGCCUUGAUGUUAAGAGUGAAGAGGGGAUGGAGGCCAGACCGCACCAUAGUUUUCUGCUCAUGGGGAGGAACAACUCUGGGCAAUAUUGGCUCAUACGAAUGGGGAGAGGAUUUCAAGAAGAUUCUGCAAAAAAAUGUUGUUGCUUAUGUUAGUCUCCACAGUCCCGUGAGGGGCAACUCAAGCCUACACCCUGUGGCAUCGCCGUCUCUUCAGCAACUGGUAGUAGAGAAAAAUAAGUUCAACUGUACCAGAAGAACUCAAUGCCCGGAAACAAAUGUCAGUUCUGUCCAGAUACAAGGUGACGCUGAUUAUUUCAUCAACCAUCUUGGAGUUCCCACUGUGCAGUUUACUUAUGAGGACAUCAGAGCAUUAGAGGGUCCAAGUUUUCUCUCUGAGGCAGUUUUUCCUCAACAUGCAAUAAAAAUUGAAGAAAUGGAUCCUUUCUUCAAUCUUCAUGAAACUAUCACCAAGCUCUCAGGAGAAGUGAUUUUGCAAAUUGCCAACGAACCAGUUCUGCCCUUUAAUGCUCUCGAUAUAGCUUUAGAAGUUCAAAACAGCCUUAAAGCAGGUGAUCAACUCAACAUUCACCUGCUGGCCGUGGCGUCCCGCCUGAGGGAGAGUGCUGAAUUGUUUCAGUCUGAUGAGAUGAGACCUGCCAAUGACCCCAAGGAGAGAGCCCCCUCCCGCAUCCGGAUGCUGAAUGACAUCCUUCAAGACAUGGAGAAGAGCUUCGUGGUACGGCAGGUGCCACCAGGCUUUUACAGAAAUAUCCUGUACCGCAUGGAUGAGAAGACAAGCCAGUUUUCCAUACUCAUGGAGUUCUGGGAUCACUGCAACUCACUCACAUCAAAUGAGACCCUUCAAGAAGCCCUGUCAGAGGUUUUGAACAGCAUUAAUUCAGCUCAGGUUUACUUCAAAGCAGGACUUGAAGUGUUUCAGAGUGUCUAGGUUUUAAAGACCUGAGAAUACUCUCAGCAUUUUAAAAAUGCUUGUUUACAAUUCUAUAAGCAAAAGCUCUAAAUUGACCAGAUUUCUCCGAUAUUGAGGACCUUUCCCCACCAUGGCUUUUGAACGUCUAAAGCUAUUAUUACAUGAUAUUUUUAGUGUACAUAGAACAUUUUGCACAUCAAAUAUUGUUCUUAUAUCUACAUUUCUGAAUAAGGAAAAACAAGUUAUUGAAAUAAUACUUAAGAUUUAUCUAUUCAAAGAAAUCUGCUGUAUUUUUAUAUAUAAACUAUUUUGGGAGAAAAUUUCCAUGAAGUUCUGGACCUCUCGUCUCCUAUGGACAGAACAUGUAGUAACACAAAGUUAUUCUUUCUGACAGAACUAUUAAUGACCAAGUUUCUAUAAUAGAAAUGGAGAGUUGAUAGUUUCGGAUUAACUUCACUAGUAAGUGUUCGAUAUGAAGAAUCACGUAUUCUGACUGGAGUGAUUGGUUACGCAAAACCACUUUGAAUGUUUCUAUUUUAUGAAAUGAAGUUCCUCUUCUUAACACAACUAGAUGUAGUAAUACACUGGUUACGAAAUUGUACUUUUUAAGUAUUAAUGAAAAAAAGAGCCAUAAACAUUCCAGGGAAAAUUCUCAAGGUAGCUGCAUAAAGCAAUUUAAAUGCAAAUUUUUUCCUAACAACUUACAAGGUGACGAGCUUUGAAACCCCUAAUUUGCUUCAGUUGAUUUUAUAAGAAUUUCAGAUGUGAUGGAUGUCUUAUGAGGGAGAAAACAUUUCUUUUUUUUUUUUCCCUUGUGAUUUCUGCUAGACCCACUGAAACAGUGGCUACUCUAAAUGAAAGUAUCUUUUGCAUGGCUUUUCCUUCCCGGAUCUAUUCUGAAACUCUGCUAUAAGGCAGUUUUCACAGAAUACUGUAUAAUUUCCACAGGAAAAUAGCCAAGUUUCUCUUUGAAAACACAAAAUAUCAUAAAAAGCAUUAAAGUGCUUUUUAUGCUGCUUACAGAAAGAACUUACUCUGAAAGAAAUAUUUGUUUUUGUCAACGAAAAACUGUAAAUCUAUGAAGCACAUUUGAUGUGUUUUUUCCUUCUUUAUGUUUAAUUGUAGCUAAGGUGAAGCACAGAAAAUAUUCAUGUUUAUAAUUCUGUGUAGAAUUUUUCAGUAAAAAUGCAUUUCUCCCAUACUUCACUGUUUCUUUCAUGUGGAAAAUUCAGCUUUUCAUAUUGACAUUGUCAUUGAAUAUCUGCAGCAUUCAUUAUUCCCCCAAACUCUAAAAUUCUGCUUCAUAAUGGAAGGUUAAACUUUAUUCUAACUUAUAAAAUGUUCUUCUGACAUUGGAUAAUACAGCUCCCCACAGGAAAAAUAACUCUCACAAUAUCCUUACACAUUUCUUUACCAAACUCAACAUAGUCCCCAUUUCACAUUGCCAGAACAGUAUUUCAAGGGGUGCCUAUUUGUCUGUCUUCCCUUAAAUAUAAACCUAAUCUUGAUUGAAAGAAAGCUGAUGUUGAAGGGAAAGAAUUAAUUAGUGUUGAUUAGCGUAUUUAUUAGAGUCAGCUUUUCCCCCGUAAGUAAUGUUUAUAUGUCCAGAGCAGAGAAUUGAGGCAAUUAGCUGGAUAAGUCAAACAGCAAUCCUUUCUCAUCAAUAGACUUUGUGUCCACGUUUUCAUAUAAAAAUUGAAUCUUACAAUUUUCUAUUUUAAAGAGAAAAAAUAAAAACAGUGAUAGAGAAUUUCAUAACAAGAUAAUAGGAAAUUAAAAAUGGUUAAUAUACUGCAUGUUGCUGUCUUCAAAAUAGUUGCUCAGAUUACAAGAUACAGGUAUACAAAAUUGAUCAAACAAUGUAAUCACAUCAUUCUCUUCAAUGAACUAAAAGAAAUGAAUAGUAUAAUUAUGUUAGCGUCUUUCUUAUUUGAAAAUAUGUGCCAUGUUGCAGAGUGUGCAUAGAAAGGUUUAAAAAGAUCAUACUUCUAUGUGCUUUGAUGUCUGUGCCUUCUGCUCUGGAAACCAAAAUAGCAGAAAAGAAUUGGGAAAACUGUCACAGACAUGAGGGGUCCCAUAGUGGAAUGCCUUAAAUCCAAGGACCUUAACUGCCUAAUUGAAGUAAUGUGUUCAUUUAUUUUGUUAAAAUGUGGAGUUAAAUGUAAAACAAAGAAAGAAAAACUACUGCUAUUCUUUAGAACAAAAUUUUUAAUAAGUUUGCUCCCAUGAUCACAGUAGUAUUGAGAGCAGAGAAUAUUCUUAUUCUUCAUUUUAUUUAAAGACUGACUGUAUGCAGAUAAGCCAUAUUGCAUAGUUAAAAGUCUCAUUAUGUUGUAUUCCUCACUUCUAAAUUAUAUGGCUUUUACCUCUUGAAAACUGCAGUUAACUCUGAACUAACAUGUGUUUAUUAGUCUAUUUAAGAGAUUACAUGAAGAAGGUAAAUUAUAAUUAAAACAGAUGUCCAACAAUUCUAUAGAUGCUAUUUUACAUAUCUGACUGAAAUAACUUUAACUUACUAGUUACAACUAUACUAUGAUUGCCUCAAGUUUACUCCAGGUUUACAUUAUUUUAAUGUCCCCCUAAUAGAAAAUCCUGGAGAAGUUAAUAUUGAAUGUUGAUGUAAAUUGGUAGUGUGUAUAAAUUGUUACUGAGACAUCAAGGUAUUUGCUACUUUUAAAAAUUUUUAAUCUUGGGCUGGUGUCCAAAGAUAAUAAAUUCUUAAUGACUGCUCGCUCAUGAAAAUGAGUAUAACUCAAAUAAAUGUGUAUCUCUGAAAUUUGUGUUCAAGCUGGCUACCCAUGGAAUACUGUCCUUCACGGAAAAGCUUAGAUCAUAGAGGUAAAAGGAACCCUAACAGAAGUUCCAAACUAAGCUGCAGGAUCUUGUCUUCAGUCAUAAAAGACAUUAUCAUGCCUGUUUGAUAUAAUAAGUAAAGGCAGAGUGACUAUGAAAUUUGAACAUAGUCAUAUCUUUAGUUAGUCCCAGAAAUACUUCAGGCAGUUAAGAUUCUCUGGUUUCUUCUGUAGUCUCUCUCUCUCUCUCUCUCUCUCUCUCUCUCUCUCUCUCUCUCUGAUAAACUUUCCAGGUCCUUGUAAGUAACCACCCAUUUAGAAAAAUGUUCUAUGAACUAGGAACUCUGCUUUUAAUUCGAGGCUAGCUCACUAUCUGAUUAUAUCUGACAAAAGCUUUUCAAGUUUCUCCAAUUCCCUUUCUUAAGGAAUGCAGGCAAUGGAAACAGACUAGCUACUCGAAGAAGUGGGAAACGUAUCCAUUUGACCACAAGUGUCAAGAAAGAAGACAAAGAACAAAAUGUAUUUAUAAAAGGAUAUGUGAGCUUGGUAUAAAAUUGGCAGUCUAAAUCAGUACUUCUCAAAAUGUGGAAUUUGGUGACAGAGGCUUUGGAAACUAUCUUCAGAUUUCUAGAUGAUCUUUACAAACACUGAAGUUUAAUAAUGUCUUAAUAUAUUUAAUCUUGGGUCCUCAGAAAAUAUUAAUUGACACCUUACCUACGUAAAUCAAGGAAUCACAAAUGAGGGAACCUAGAUCUUUAUUUUUAAUGGCUCUAUUACAAAAAGGACCUAUAUUAUAUCUAAAAAAAUUAUUCCAAUGUAGUUAAAAAGUACUUGAUGCAUGUCAAUCAAUCCUCUAGAUGUUUUCCACAAAAAUAAAUGAUUUGUUACUUUCUAAUAAUGAAUAAGCAUCUUUGACUCAAAUAAAAAUUGUAAGUAUUUACAUAAUAUGUUGGUGGCUUGGCCAAAAUGUUCUGAGACAUUCUGUGACAUGUAUGAUUUUUUACUCCCAAAAUUAAGCCUUUUCUCUGGAUCACACAUUUUCAUUACAUUGAUUUAAUAGUCAAUUUAAGAGUACCUUAGUCAGACAUACUAUUAAUGGAAAAGAAUUAUUUUGACCUUCUUUUCCAUGUGUUCAUGGAAAGGAAAUUAGUCCAUAUAUUCUAAUACAUUUGUCAGCAACACAACAUUCUCAUUACAGCCCUCAAAUUUAGUUCAGGAUGGAAAACAAACAGUGUGAUUUUUUAGAAUAAUAUCCUGCACAGAAUUUGUCUAUCUUUCAUGAUUUUGAAUUGUUAACUUAAAAAAGAUUCAUUACAAUUUGCUGUUCUGAAAAAUCUUAAAAAGCUUUACAGAGUUUUACUCACCACCUUAAGUGUGAGUACUUUUCAGUGAAGUAGGCUUAUUUUAUCCAAUUUAAAAUUUUAAAUGAUAUAAAUUUGAACAAGGCAUGUAGCAAAAUAAAUCUGUAAAAUGUAGCCUUUUCUGGUCAGUGCCAUGUCCAUGUGAUUUUCUGUUUUUCCCUUUCUGGAUAUAUUCUGGCAAUGGGAUUAGAUUUUUCCCCUGGGAAGUAAUUUUAAGACCUAUCCAUCUCAAGAUAAACCCACCUGUUAAUCAGCCAGAGUUUUAUUUCCAUAAUACCUUUCCCUUAUCCUUCACCCUUGUAUACUAAAGUGCCUUUAGCAUACUUGAGAUUGCCAAGAAGCUUGAGAGCUGACUUACUGCAAGAUGACACAUUGCUUGAAGACAUUUAUAAUCACAUAUUCAGAUUGAAUCAGAACUUACAAAGUAAAGGACUAAAGUGGAGUGGUUUCAGAUAAUGGUCAAGACAAAAAUCUGCCUUGAAUUUUGGUAUUGCUAGUUGUAUCACUUUGUGUUUGAACCAUACAGUCACACAGUACACUUACUAGAACCAAAAUGAUGAUUUUGAUUUUUUUUCUGCCAAAAUACAAUCAUCAAUGCCAAAGAAAUGCAUGACUACUCCAAUUUUGUAUGCAGGAUUUAGUCAAGAAUUAACUCAGAAGCAGUUGAUUCACUGCCUACAUGUAGACAAAGCUUUAAUGAGUGUAGACAGAGCCUAACAGUAUUCCGUUUAAUUCCUUUGAUAUCUUAAGCCAAUAAGCACUGAGGUAGCUAGUCUCAGAGGAAAACAGAUUUUAUUUUCCAGGGGCUAAUUAAUAUGCACCAUCUCAGUUCCCAAAGGCCCACACAGGUGCCUGUACUAUGCCAUAUGUCAUGUGCUAUAUCCCUGCAUGCUCAGGAGAUUAAUAUACAAUCAUUAUUAUGAAUUAUUAUGUUGCAUUGAAGUUAAUGUUGGUCUUUUGUUCUAAUUAAAAUAUAAACCUGACAUCUGUAUAGAGUCUAGCUAAAGAUACAGAGUCUCUAUUUUAAUGAAAUUCAUAUAUUUUUCAAUCUAAAUGUGUAUUUAUUUAAUUACCUAUCCUGCUCAGUAAUCAACUUUCCAACUUCUUAAAAAACCUUUAUUGACUAUAUUACCAUGCAAAUGGUUAAUAUUUGGUAAUGUUUGUCUUUGGAAUUUUCUAGCCAUUUCUGAAUCAUGUUUUCAGUGUCUAUGGUAGUGUUUUACUAAUAAUACUUUUCAUCCAGCUUCAUAUCAAACUGGCAUGACUGGACUACCUUAUUCUAAAAAAGAAUAGAAUUCUAUUUUUCUAUAAACAUAAUUUUGGCAUAUGUGCUUAAUAAGAAAAACAUAUAAACAAAAUACUUUGCUGCAUCAUUUCAAGGUGUUUUCAGGAAUCAAACUCUUAGAUGGUUAAGUGUAGCUCGCACAAUUAUAUUCCAAAGAUAUUAUACAUAAUUCUAUUCAGCAGCUGAGAUAGGACUCUAUUAGGUGAUUUAAUGUUUACAUUGUAAACAGAAAUCCUUAGUGAAAAAUAAAUUCUGUACAUUCUAGCUUCCUACUUGGAGAAUAAGCACAGAAUUGUAUUCAGAAAAAAACUCUCUAGGACACUUUGAAAUGAUAAUUUGUUUUUGUACACAUCCAGAAAAUCAGCAUGACAUUUUGAUAAUGGUUUUGUCUGUGUGUUUGGAAUGUUACUAUACAUCAUGCAUUUAACAUUUCAAUCAGAUUGUAAUGUAAUAACACUUAAAUAUAAUUUUUAUAAAAAUUGAAAGUCAGUGAUUUAAAAUUAAAAUUAGCUCUAAAAUGAAAAAUGAGGAUGAACAGGAGAUUUAUAAACUAAUGGGUUAAAAUUUGAAGCAUAAUUUUUCCCAAUAAAUUUCUUUUGAUUAAAAACAAAUACUUAUCUUGAUGUGAUUCAAUUGCUAAAUUGCACUGAACUAUUUUAGUGUUAAGUUUUUUUCAAGGUAAUUUGAUUAUGAUCUGUCAUGUAGAAGUAUUUUUAUUGUAUAGAGAUUUUCACUGUCAUUUUUUUUGUUAUAAUUGAGGCAUGUGUAUACAUUUUUCUGAUUUCUAUAUAGAGUUGAAUAUCUAAGUCUUAUAUGUGGAAGCCUAUUGGAAAUUUAAUGCUGUCUGUAUUUUUCCCAGGCAUGAUCUCAGUUUACUGUGUAACAUUUUUGUGUUAGUUAAUGUAACUAAAUAUCCAACUUUAUUGUGAUUUGAAGUGACAAAAAUAUGGAUUGGGAUGCAACAUUCCUUAAGAAUAUAAAUUAAUAUUUUGUAUUUCAGUUGCUUAAAUAUUUGCACAUAAUUAAAAACAUAAUACUAUGAAAUGAAGGCAUCUUUUCAAAACAUUCUGAUUCAUAAUGAAAUGAAUACGUACAGAGAAAUGGUAAUGUUUAAAACACCCACUUAAAAUGCAUUAAAUACAGAUGAAAAUCA